GUUCCAUCUCACACAAGUACAGUAUCGCUGCUACACUGCUCAACUCGACGAUAUGAUACGUCAAAAGACGAGAUUGUUGCAUCUGUCGUGUCAAUGUAUCUGAUCAGGCAAAUUGCACCUUUGGUGUGAUUCGGAAUAGCAAUCCAGAUACUCAACGUCUGAUGGCAAAUUGAUGAGAAUCGCUCUUUGAACAGACGCCGAGGACGAGACCCAUCGGUGGAGUAAAAACCCCUCAGGCAGCUUACCUCAACGCUGCUGUGCGAAGAAGCAUCCUCAGCAAGUCUCGACUAUGCCCGGCUUACUCCUCCGUUUGGUGACCGCACUGGUCUUGGUGAUACUAGUUUCAGUUGCGACCACCAUUCUAAAGCAGCUCUUCCGCCGCAAUGUCCACAAGCCGCCGGUCGUCUGGCAUUGGGUGCCAUGGAUAGGUAGUACCGUCGACUACGGAAAAGACCCUUACAAGUUCUUUUUCAAGUGCCGAGAGAAGUAUGGCGACCUCUUCACGUUCGGUCUACUUGGAAUGAAAGUCACGGUCUUCCUUGGAGCAAAGGGCAAUAACUUCAUCUUGAACGGCAAGCUCAAGGACCUCAACGCCGAAGAAGUCUACGGGCCUUUGACAGUACCGGUCUUUGGUCCGGGCGUUGUUUACGAUGUAGAAAAUGCUCGAUUUAUGGACCAGAAGAGACUUCUGAAAGAAGGCUUCUCUAGUCAAAAUCUGCGCGCCUAUGUUCCCGAGUUCGUCAAAGAAGUUGAAAACUUCAUCAGGACCAACAUUACCUUCCGUGGCCAGAGCGGAGUGUGUGACAUUUCCUCGGCGUUUUCGGAGAUCUCUUUAUACACCGCGGCGGGCUCUUUGCAAGGUCAGGAAGUGAGAGACUCAUUCGAUGCGAAAUUCGCCACGUACUAUCGUCAUCUUGAUGACGGUUUCGCACCUAUCAAUUUCAUGUUUCCCUGGCUGCCCAUACCGAUCAAUCGCCGACGCGACCAUGCUCAAAAAGUGAUGGCUAGUCUAUACAUGGACAUCAUCAAGAAACGGAGGUCGGAAGGAAACAAGGCCGGCAGUCAUGACAUGCUCUGGGCUCUAAUGGACGCCCGCUACAAGGACGGAACUCCCAUCACCGAUGAAGAAAUGGCGAACUUGAUGAUAGCUCUGUUGAUGGGUGGGCAGCACAAUACAGCUGCCUCGGGAACCUGGGUCAUGCUUCACCUGGCACAUCGACCACACCUGAUCGAAGAGCUGUACCAAGAACAAGCGGAUCUGCUGGGCGGCCAAAGCCUCACUUAUGAAUCGUUACAGAAACUCACACUUCACAACAAUGUGAUCAAAGAGACACUCCGCCUGCACAGCCCCAUCCAUUCGAUCAUGCGGAAGGUCAAGCAGCCAAUGCAAAUUCCAGACACAGGUAUUGUUGUCCCGGCUGGCCACAUCCUCCUUGCUGCACCUGGGGUACCUGCUCGAAGCGACGAAUUCUUCCCGAAUGCCAUGGACUGGCAACCUCACCGGUGGGACAAGCCUUCGGAAAAUGAGCAGCAAGAUGAAAAGGACGGGAAUGACACAAUUGACUAUGGCUAUGGCGCGGUCUCCUCCAAGGCUGUCUAUAGCCCCUAUCUCCCAUUUGGGGCCGGUCGACACCGCUGUGUUGGAGAGACGUUCGCCUACGCACAACUUGGAGCCAUCCUCGUUACGAUGGUGAGACUUUUGCAAUGGGAGCAAGUCGACCAAAGAGCUCCCGUCCCGGAAACCGAUUACUCUUCCAUGUUCUCCCGACCGAUGCACCCUGCUACCAUACGCUGGAGGCACCGUCGCUAAACCUGCUGCUCAUUAUAAACCGAAACGUCCAAUCUAUGUUAUGACGGCGAUCCCCAAAAAAUACAACCGAGGCUUCUAGGCUUCGAGGCUCUUGCUGGAAGCUCCUUGUCCUUAACAGCACAGUUGCUUGACAAUUUCGUGACAUGGAACUCUUGCUCCGACCAUGGCCGAUCGUGUGAGCGACAAGGAGCCCACAAUAGAGCCAAGAGCACUUCUUGCUAUCGAGGCCAGCUGGGACUCAUCUUCUACACUCAAGGACACAACCGGGGGUACUAGUAAUCUGUAAUUAAUAUUGCCGAUCAUCUUCUCCUGCUUUCCGUAGAUUCAUGGAUUCAUG
Molecule: messenger RNA, 2147 nt
Organism: Exophiala xenobiotica
Lineage: Eukaryota; Fungi; Ascomycota; Eurotiomycetes; Chaetothyriales; Herpotrichiellaceae
Exons: 6
Coding region: 290-1810 (506 amino acids)
Biological process (GO): ergosterol biosynthetic process
Molecular function (GO): monooxygenase activity; iron ion binding; oxidoreductase activity, acting on paired donors, with incorporation or reduction of molecular oxygen
Source: RefSeq, a predicted model, not a curated record